Messenger RNA from Aspergillus campestris IBT 28561, 1035 nucleotides. Its product is annotated as inositol phosphorylceramide synthase regulatory subunit KEI1. The coding region runs from base 1 to 1035 and encodes 344 amino acids. Gene Ontology annotation, molecular function: inositol phosphoceramide synthase regulator activity. NCBI's taxonomy places the organism in Eukaryota, Fungi, Ascomycota, Eurotiomycetes, Eurotiales, Aspergillaceae. Gene Ontology annotation, cellular component: Golgi membrane; inositol phosphoceramide synthase complex. The record is from RefSeq and is a predicted model, not a curated record. The transcript has 2 exons. Gene Ontology annotation, biological process: inositol phosphoceramide metabolic process.
AUGGGUUUACUAUCAACCCGUUUCCUCCGCAUCCCGCGGCCAACGACAUUCCUUUAUGUGAUGAGUCUCCGGACCGGCGCUUCUCUCAUCACUUUGUCCCUCCUUCUCAAUAAGAUCAGUGGUCUCUAUGGCCUUCUCGCCCUCCUGACCGGCUACCAUCUCUCCCCUGUCCAACUGUCCAUGUACCUGUAUUCCCUUGUCGCUCUCGGUCUCGCCGCGCUCCUCUUCCCCCAUAUCCGGAAACAGACCCCCCUGCAAUGUCUGGCCCUCGCGUGGCUGUACGUGUUCGACAGCGUCAUCAACGCCGCCUAUACCGCGGCCUUUGGUGUGACCUGGUUCUUGGUGAUCUCCCAGCACUACGACAGCGACGUGGCAUCCGGCCCCGGAAGCGAGACGAUCGAACAGACCGCCGGCUUCACCAACCCCAAGUACGACACGUCCGACUACAGUUCCAACGAUCACGCGGCGAGAUCCGCGCUGGAUGAUGGGCUGAGCAAUGCCGUGUCCCAGCCCGAGAGCUUCCAAAGCAUCGUCUGCAUCUGUCUGCUGUGGAUCGUCCGCGCUUACUUCGUGUUUGUCAUGCUGGCGUUCGCCCGCCAAGCCUUGCGCCGCUACAUGGCAGUGCCUCGCCACACCCAGCUGCCCACCCAUAGCCGCAGCACCUCCAUGGCCAGCGUCGCCAGUGUGGCCGACAUCGACCGCGAGCCGUUCUCCCCCUUCAGCCCCGAAGGCCAAGGCUGGAAGGGCAAACUGGGUCGCGCCAUGAUCGGCAUCGGUCGCAAUUACUGGCUGGGUGAGGAUGAGGACAACAGCAGCUGGAUGAACGUGGUCGGCCCCCGGCUCCAACCCCGGGUCGAGACUGACAGUGGGCUUCUUCCCGGUCCCAUCGAGCGGGAGCGGCGCCGUCGCUCGGGGACUGGGCCUCCGCAGCCCUCCCAGUCCGCUGUCCAGGCGGCCGCCUUGCAACAGCCCAUCUAUGAGCAACCCCCGCCCUGCAUCAAUGUCAAGAUGCACGACUGGAACGACCCGCGGUAA